AUGUUUCCUCCCGAAUACCCAUUUGCGCCUCCUGCUAUCCGCAUGCACACUCCAAGCGGUCGGUUUCAACCGUCAUCUCGGCUUUGCCUAAGCAUAAGCGAUUUCCAUCCAAAGUCAUUCAAUCCGGCUUGGGAAGUUUCGACCAUUCUCAUCGGACUCCUCUCGUUCAUGACCAGCGAAGAAAUGACCACAGGAAGUGUAAGUGCGUCAGAAGCAGAAAGGCGGGUUCUUUCUGCGCGGUCUAGAUGGUGGAACUCCACAGGCGGGGGCACCCAUAUCACCUCUACACCCGGGGUAACACCCACUUCCAGGGGCAUCAAUAAUGUAAAAGCAGGCGAUGGGGGUUUGAAGUUCCGUGCGGAGUGGCCAGAACUGGACCAGGAAAACUGGAAAUGGUUGAAAGAGAAUCGCAUUGAUACUGCGACUGGACAAUUGAGGCCUGACCCGAAUGCUGGAUCGAGCAGAUGCUCUCCAGAAACGAGUGCGCUCCGGAGACGUCCCAACGGCAGUGGCCCCGGCCUCGGGGUUGUAAUGGAUGGUGGCAAUGCUGCACGAGAGGUCGGCCAAACUUGGAUUCAGCGCAACAAAGUCUGGGUCGGCCUCGCGGUCUUUAUUUGCUAUUAUUUGUUGCCCUUUAUCAUGGGUUGGUUUUGGGCAGAUUCGCAGCCGCAACCAUUGGGGCGCACUCACCCAGCGUCAUCUGAUGCGGCGCCUCCGCCAGGGUGUCCCAUGCAUGCGCCUGACUCUACCCCUAAGCCUCCAACUGCCGUUCCCCAAACUUCGAGUGCCUGUCCGGUCCGACCCUCAGAUUCGCCUUUUUUCGUUGCCCCAAAGUCUACAUCCUCCCCUCAACCAGCUCCUGCAACAGAGACAAGGCAGUCAACGCUGUCAAAACUUAACCCUUUAAACUAUAUGUUUGCGUCACUCUCGCAAGAGCGCGCGCCAAACCAGACUGUGGACUUAGGCGUGGAUCGCGAGGUCUCUUCCAUACCUAGAGGAGACUCGGAUGGCAACUGGGAGUAUCCCUCCCCGCAGCAGAUGUACAAUGCGAUGUUGCGAAAAGGCUAUACAGAUACGCCUCAGGAUGCCGUGGAAGCUAUGGUUGCGGUCCACAACUUUUUGAAUGAAGGCGCCUGGAAUGAAAUUGUGGAUUGGGAACGUAUUUUUUCCAAAGGCCUGGCAAAUGGAUGGGAGAAGUGUCGCCGAGGGGAGGAAAAUAUCACUUUAGAGCUGGCUAAGGAAGAGUACUACGGGACUCCAAAUUCAACUCCACCCCGUCUUGUGAAGUUCCAGGGUCGGCCACAGGAGCUUACGCCGAAAGCCCAGAUUCUCCAGGCUCUGGGCCGGCUGUAUCCCGCUAAAUUUGGGACUCCACCCCCGUUUGACCGGCAUGACUGGUACGUGAUGCGCGAAACAUCGUUAGGCCCUAGAGAAGUCCGCUAUGUGAUCGAUUAUUACUCAGGGCCUCCAGAACCGACUGGAGAGCCUGUAUUCUACCUUGAUAUUCGACCAGCCCUGGAUUCGCCCACCGCCGCUGUUGAACGAUUAAUGAGAUGGGGCGGAGACGUUUGGUGGCGCGCCAGCGGGGGCGUCGUUCGAAACAACAACGGGAAUUGA
Aspergillus versicolor CBS 583.65 is the source of this 1617-nucleotide messenger RNA. RefSeq lists its product as uncharacterized. Lineage: Eukaryota; Fungi; Ascomycota; Eurotiomycetes; Eurotiales; Aspergillaceae. Gene Ontology annotation, molecular function: holocytochrome-c synthase activity. Bases 1 to 1617 code for a protein of 538 amino acids. The record is from RefSeq and is a predicted model, not a curated record. Gene Ontology annotation, cellular component: mitochondrion. The transcript is spliced from 4 exons. Gene Ontology annotation, biological process: cytochrome c-heme linkage.